CUGUGCAGGCGCCGCCACACGGCCGCUCUGGGACUGCGGCCUCGUUGGUGCUGACGGCGGCGGCCCGAGCGGGGAGCAGCGGCCUGAGCGGUGGCGAAGUCAGCGGCGGCCUCGGUAGCAGCGGCGGUCGCGCCCGUUCCCCGCCGCACCAUGCCCACCGUGGAGGAGCUCUACCGCAACUAUGGCAUCCUGGCGGACGCCACCGAGACCGUGAGCCAGCAUAAGGAUGCGUACCAGGUGAUCUUGGAUGGCGUGAAGGGAGGUGCCAAGGAGAAGAGACUCGCAGCCCAGUUUAUUCCUAAGUUCUUCAAGCAUUUUCCUGAGCUAGCUGACUCGGCUAUCAAUGCCCAGCUGGACCUCUGUGAGGAUGAAGAUGUUUCUAUUCGGCGACAAGCGAUCAAGGAAUUGCCUCAGUUUGCCACUGGAGAUAAUCUUCCUCGGGUAGCAGACAUACUGACCCAGCUCCUGCAGUCAGAUGAUUCUGCAGAAUUCAACUUGGUGAACAAUGCUUUGCUCAGUAUAUUUAAGAUGGAUGCUAAAGGGACUUUGGGUGGCUUAUUCAGUCAAAUUCUUCAGGGAGAGGAUAUUGUGAGAGAGCGAGCCAUCAAGUUCCUCUCUACGAAGCUGAAAACCCUGCCUGAGGAGGUGAUGACAAAGGAGGUAGAAGAGUUCAUAUUGACUGAAUCAAAGAAGGUGCUGGAAGAUGUAACGGGUGAGGAAUUUGUUCUGUUCAUGAAGAUAUUGUCUGGAUUAAAAAGCUUACAGACAGUAAGUGGGAGGCAACAACUAGUGGAGCUGGUGGCUGAACAAGCUGACCUGGAACAAACAUUCAAUCCAUCUGACCCAGACUGUGUGGACAGACUUCUGCAGUGUACCCGACAGGCAGUGCCACUCUUUUCAAAAAACGUUCAUUCCACAAAAUUUGUUACUUACUUCUGUGAGCAUGUUCUGCCAAACCUCGGUUCUUUGACUACGCCAGUAGAGGGUCUUGAUAUCCAGUUAGAGGUUUUGAAGCUGCUUGCUGAAAUGAGCUCAUUUUGCGGCGAUAUGGAAAAGCUUGAAUCAAAUUUGAAGAAGCUGUUUGAUAAAUUACUGGAGUAUAUGCCCCUUCCUCCAGAGGAAGCGGAGAAUGGGGAAAAUGCUGGCAGUGAGGAGCCCAAGUUGCAGUUCAGUUAUGUGGAGUGUUUGUUGUACAGCUUCCAUCAGCUGGGACGUAAGCUUCCGGACUUCCUCACGGCCAAGCUGAAUGCUGAGAAACUGAAAGACUUUAAAAUCAGGCUACAGUAUUUUGCUCGAGGCUUGCAGGUGUAUAUUCGACAGCUUCGUCUCGCACUUCAAGGCAAAACAGGAGAAGCUUUGAAAACAGAGGAGAACAAGAUAAAAGUGGUUGCCUUGAAAAUAACCAACAACAUUAAUGUUUUAAUUAAGGAUCUCUUCCACAUUCCUCCUUCCUACAAAAGUACAGUUACACUGUCCUGGAAACCAGUGCAGAAGGCAGAUGCAAGUCAAAAAAGAACAAGUGAAGAUACAACCUCAAGUUCACCCCCAAAGAAAGCUUCGGCAGGACCAAAAAGGGAUGCCAGGCAAAUAUAUAAUCCUCCCAGUGGAAAAUACAGCAGUAACCUGGGUAGUUUUUCUUACGAGCAAAGAGGUGGUUUCCGGGGUGGCCGAGGAAGAGGCUGGGGAGGACGUGGCAAUCGUAGCCGAGGAAGAAUCUACUGAGUAAAUCGCUGAAGUCUUCCAUGCCCUGCAGGGGCUAAAAUGAAAGUGCUACUCAGCAAGUUUGCCUGCAGUACUGCUUCCUUCAAGGACUGCCUUCCACUGAGACUGACUUAAGUGUUCUUUAUACCUUUGUAUGUAUGAUCUACUUUUCUAACGGACUACAACUUGUCCAUAGUGAAACUACAACUGUAUUUUUGGAUGCUUCCAGUUAGCAGUUUUGGGUUCCUUAUUUUUGAAGUGUCUUCAGGAUUCAAAAUUGGAAAAGAGUGUAGAAUUUUAUCAAAAGCUACAUCUUGACAGUUUGUACAUUAACCUAAAAAUUAGCUAGUGCAUAACUGAAACUAUAUAAUUGAGUUUAUUAAGUAAUGGAUAGGAAAGGCAUGGCAACAGAGAUACGUGUCAGAUAAGCUUAGCAGCUGAACUAAUCCUUUCCUCAUCUGUAUAACCACAUUUUGCAAUAUGUGGAGAAGAGUACUGUUAAAUUUGCUUUGGUUUUCUUUUUUUUUGUCAAUUGACUUGAAUGAGAUCCAUGCUGGUUUUAUAAAGUUUGCAACAACUUUUGCCUGUAGCAUGAAGCAGUCCUUUUACUUAGAGAUGUGGAAAAUUGUGGUGGCUUUUGGUUUGCACAUCUUACUCUUCUCCGUGCAUUGUAAUGCAGAAAGUGAUGUUUUGCAAAUUCAUUUUUAAUGUUGAAAAUAAAUAUGAGCAUAGAGUUAUGCCGUGAAAUUUCACUCAAUGAACAGGAAAACCAAUAAAUGACUAGAAUUCUUAUAGGAAUGAUUAAAGACUGAUGCAGUGAUUAAGCUUCAUAGGUUGGAGCUGGACUGUAGCAAUACCUGGCUCUUUUCUGUGUUCUGCAGGUUUCUGGAUUAGUUGGCACUUGAGGGUUGGUUUUAGUCUUGGUUUGGUUUUGUGGGCUUUUUGAUUUAAUUUUUUAAACAAUUCAGUUGCAUUUAAAAAUAUAUAAAUAAAAUCAUAUUUUGAGUAACACUGAAAAAAUUCCAACUAUGUAGUUCGAUUCAGGUGGAAAAGCUAACAAUUCCAUGUUAUGUUUUUGUCCAUAGCAACUUGGGAUUCUUAUUUACUGGUGUGCACCCAGAAAAUACAAUGUAAGAGCACAAUGCUUUGGGUUUUUUUUUAUUCUCACCGCUCAAACUUUUACUUCUCAGGUCAUUCAGCAUUGUAAAGGAACUAGCAGAUAGUAAAAAGAAGUUGAGACGGAGGAAAAGGAUUUUGAUAAGUGUUCCAGGGCGUGUUGAUGUAAAAUAGCUUAGACUUUAGAAGAAUGAAGAUUAUUCCUCACCCUUUUCUUUUGUCCAGCCAUUUGAUAUCUGCAGACAAAUGCCUGAAAGUGAUGUUUCCCCUCCUAGUUCCAUUUGUGUUAGCUUGUGAAUCUGACUUGGGUGUCUUCCUUAAUACUCUUUGGUAUUUAUCACUACAGUCAGAAGGCCAGAAUACCAGAAAUAUGACUAAGUUAAGAGACAUUGAUGCUGAAUUAGAAGUCUGGUUUUGCUUAAUUCUGGAGCAGGAGGCAGCAAACUUUGGACAUUCCAGGCCAUGUGAGCUGACUGUUUCUGAUUACAUGGCAGGUGUUAAACUCAAGAUUAGUCCCUAAACCCAACAAACUUGGUGAAAAGCUUUCAAGGAAAAUUUGUGAGGUCAAAAUAUCACUUUGAAAAUAAGCACUAGAUUAGUAAUAAGCUUCCACUGGGGACAAUACAGUUUGCACUUGUGGCUGUCAUUUGUGUUUUGAAGGGCUUUAAAAGUGUAAUCUCAAAGCCUAAACAUAGCUUGUAUUUAGACUAAUAACCAGGUACUAGCAGCUUCCUCCUUUGAAUUUCGAGUGAGUUUUCUUUAGGGGACUCCUGUUUUCAGAGGUGAUGUGCAAAGUCCUUGUGGCCUCAGAAGUAGUUAAUCCUCCCUUUCUCCUCCCAGUUUCAUAUUUCAUUUCUUGUGGAGACACCUGUUUACCAUCCUGUUGAAUUGUACAUGUUCCCUUAUGCUUUUGGAAUAAAUUCAUUUUGUAAUUUU
Neopsephotus bourkii (Bourke's parrot) is the source of this 3753-nucleotide messenger RNA. It is a transcript of the gene API5, whose product is annotated as apoptosis inhibitor 5. The transcript is spliced from 14 exons. Gene Ontology annotation, molecular function: RNA binding. Gene Ontology annotation, biological process: negative regulation of apoptotic process. Lineage: Eukaryota; Metazoa; Chordata; Aves; Psittaciformes; Psittacidae. The record is from RefSeq and is a predicted model, not a curated record. Gene Ontology annotation, cellular component: nucleus. Bases 151 to 1722 code for a protein of 523 amino acids.